Messenger RNA from Punica granatum (pomegranate), 2631 nucleotides. The record is from RefSeq and is a predicted model, not a curated record. Lineage: Eukaryota; Viridiplantae; Streptophyta; Magnoliopsida; Myrtales; Lythraceae.
AUGCCAGGAAUAAGGACUAAGGAGGAAGCAAGUCUUGAUUUUGCCAUGCUCGAUGGGUCGAACUUAAGACUGGUUUUUGAUUCGUGCAUCGGCAAUCAAGAAAACCCUAACCUGAAUCCUAACUCUAACCCUAAUCCCGAGCAAGAGGAAUCUGGCGAGGAGUCAGAGGGAGAAAAUUAUUUUGCGGAUAUCCCACGUGGGCAGCUAAGGGGUCCUAUUGAAGAUGACAGGAGGCGUCCUAUCGAGGAUGACAAGAGGCGUUGGGAGUCUGGGAUGCGAACUGAAAUUCCAGAAUUUCAUGGCAGCCUUAACCCUGAGGAGUUUCUUGAUUGGCUGGCCACUGUUGAGGAGAUCUUGGAAUUUAAAGGAGUGCCCGAAGAUAAACGUGUACCGCUGGUGGCAAUCAGAUUGCGAGACCGAGCCAAGAGAUUGAUGUACCAGCGUCUGCAAAACUUACGGCAAGGAACUCGAACGAUAGAUGAAUAUACCACGGAGUUUUUUCAACUUAUAGUCAGGAAUGAGGUACAUGAGACUGAAGAUCAAUUGGUGGCGAGGUAUAUUGGAGGGUUACGGGUGCAGAUUCAAGACACCGUCAAUAUGUUUGAUCCACCCAGUGUCUCGGCUGCACAUCAAAGGGCUCUACAAGUUGAGAAGCAGUCCCGACGCAAUAGCGAUUUCGGGAAUACCUCCAAUAUAGGGAGCAGUAGUGGUGCGAAUCGUUAUGGAGGUAGUGGUGGUAGUGGUGCAGCGAACCGACCUGGAGGGGUAGCCAACAGAAAUAUCGCCAAUACAAGCCAGUCAAAUAGACCAACGGGUAAUGGGAUGAGUUGCUUUGGAUGUGGUGAGGUUGGUCACAGACAGUUCGAGUGCAGGAAGACCGCUGGCAAAAAGGCAUUCUUCGUUGACACGGAGGAAGGUGAAGAAGAGGAUUUGGAUGAAGCCGAAGAUCCAGUAUUUGAUAGUGAGGAGGUCGUUGAUGAGGAAUUAGUGACUGGAGACACAGGAACGAUACUAGUUGUUAGGCGUUCAUGCUUAACGCCUAAGGUUGCUGACGACAAUUGGCUGAGGCACAAUAUUUUUCAAUUUACAUGCACUGUCCGUGGAAAGGUGUGUCGUUUUAUUAUUGAUGCUGCUAGUUGUGAGAAUAUUGUCUCUGUAGAGACGAUGCAAAAAUUGGGCCUCAAGACGGAGAAACAUCCUAAGCCUUAUAAACUGGCAUGGCUGAAAAAAGGGGGCGAGGUUAAUGUAUUAGAACGUGCAUUGGUUUCUUUCUCCAUUGGCUUGAAAUAUAAAGAUGUUGCGUGGUGUGAUGUGGUGGCGAUGGAUGCAUGUCACUUAUUGUUGGGGAGGCCUUGGCAGUAUGACCGCCGUGUAGUUCAUGACGGACGGACUAACUCAUAUAGUUUUAUGUUCGAGAAUGUGAAGAUAGUGCUAGUGCCCAGCAGAGAGACGGAGAAACCACCUUGUAUGAGUGGAGAAACGAAACUCUUGUCAUUGGCGAGGUUCGAAGAAGAGGUGGACGAGUCACAGCUAGUUUAUGUGCUAAUCGGAAAAGAGGUGGUUGCUGAAGUGUCAAUCCCAACCGCAGCCGCACUCGUAGUGGUUGAGUUUGUGGACAUCUUUCUUAAUGAGCUUCCCGAUGGUUUACCACCCUUGCGUGAUAUUCAGCACCGAAUUGUCUUGGAGCUAGGAGCAGCACUGCCAAAUAGACCCCAUUACAGGAUGAGUCUUGGGGAGCAUGAGGAGUUGCGGAGGCAGGUUGAGGAGUUGCUGGCCAAGGGACAUAUCCGUGAAAGCCUGAGUCCCUGCGCAGUUCCGGCCCUGCUUACACCCAAGAAGGAUGGCUCGUGGCGCAUGUGUAUGGAUAGUCGAGCCAUUAAUAAAAUUACGGUCAGUGGUGCAACGGUGUUUACGAAACUGGAUUUGAAGAGUGGAUACCAUCAGAUUUGCAUAAAGCCCGGCGACGAGUCGAAAACAGCUUUCAAGACACGUGAAGGGUUGUAUGAGUGGAUGGUGAUGCCUUUUGGGCUGUCUAACGCACCAAGCACUUUUAUGCAUGUGAUGAACCAGGCCUUGCGACCAUUCAUCGGCAAGGAGAAAUUCUAUGCUGCCCUUAAGAAGUGUGUAUUCUUGGCAUCGAAUGUCUUAUUCCUUGGGCGUUUCAUCCCUCACUUCAGCACAAUUAUGGCGCCUUUAACAGAUUGCAUGAAGAGUGGAAAGUUCGCGUGGACGGAGGAAGCGGAGAAGGCAUUCCAGCUUAUCAAGAUGCGUCUUAUGACUGCCCUAAUAUUAGUCUUGUCUGAUUUUGCUCAGCCCUUUGAAUUACAUUGUGAUGCUUCUAAAGUGGGCAUUGGAGCAGUUUUGAGCCAAAACAAUAGGCUUGUCGCAUAUUUUAGUGAGAAGCUGUCUAGGGCUAAGUUAAAGUACAAUACCUAUGUUGUGGAGUUCUAUGCAGUAGUACAAGCAGUCAGGCAUUGGCGGCAUUAUUUGUUUCAUCGGGAGUUUGUGCUUUAUACUGACCACGAGGUGUUGAAACACCUUCACCGCCAAGAUAAGGUGUCCCCACGGCAUGCCUCAUGGAUUGCUUACUUACAACGUUUUUCCUUCGUGGUGAGCACAAGUCGGGGGUGA